AUGUCGAUGCUCCAGCCGUUGAAGGAUUUAUCGUCGAACAUCAUCACUUUGGCUUUCAAUAUUUACAAUUUCGAGCUUCUCGAUGGCUCCUACACAUCUGACGCAAAGGAGCACAACGGCAUAUUCUGGUAGGACGAUCCUAAAACUAACUUAAAAAUAAACCUGUCUUUUUCAGGAGUGUCCGUGUGCAAUCGGCCAAAACGGCAAAAAGCCAGAAGCGGCGAGUCGGCGUGUUUCUCGUCUGUACACCGAACAAUCCGCCGUCGGAAGAGUGGACGGUGACCACCUCUUUUGGAUUUCGCGUCAUCAACGCCGCCGGCCACGGCAGAAACAAGAUAUCCACGCUGUUCUACCAUGUUUUCAACGCAAAAGACAUGGAACGUGGCACCGCGAACUUUAUCGGAUGGGAUGAAUUGGUCGGCGCAAGUGCCGGCUACCUGCUCGACGGCGUCUUUUCCGUCGAGUUCGAUCUCAAUGUGACCGGCACGCAGGGCAUUAAACGCGUGAAAAUGACGCAAGAGAAGUACGACGAGUGCAUUGCUGACGGGGAACUCGUCGCCGACGGCAAGACUAUCAAAGUUAAUCUGCCGGUUAGUCUACUAUUGAAUAAAACCACGAAAUAUUCAUUUCUCAGAUCCUUGCGGACUACUCCGACGUCCUCUACGAAAUGUUCUACAAUAAAAACGAGGCAGGAGUGAAGUCUUUUGAAAUUUUCGAUUUCACCUACGAUGCAGUGCUCGGAAUGGUUUGCAUUAUUCAACAAGACGAAUACGAGAUAAAUCGUGAGCACUUUUAGUUAAUAACGGACGUUAUAACCGUGCUGCUUGUAGUGACCAACUAUCGUGAGAUUCUGGAGCUCGGACACACGUACAAAAUGCAGCCAGUGAUCGACAAGGUCGAAGAUUUCCUGAUAAAAAGCAAAAAAGUGUCGCCGGACACCAAGUUGAAAUUGUCGGAGACCUUCCGAUUACAUAUCCUUCAGGUACUCAGAAAAGAUGAAGGUUACUGAAAUUUGUGGUUUGGUUACAGUUCCGGACGGUGGAGCAGUUGAAGUGCAUCGACGUCGUCGAACGGAUUCUCGACGACAACAUCGAUCUGGGCGAGAAGACGUACGAGACGUUGAUCGAAAAGUUGAAGUUCCUGCAGAAGCACCGCGACGGCAAGAACAUCUAUUGUCCGUGUCCGAGACACUGUCAGGAUAGAUGGUGACGUGACGGUCGCCCCUCCCGGAAGCUAUGCUCUAUUUCUCCUCUUGCUCUCUAUUUUGAUACUCUUUCGCUUGACAUUUCCCGUUCCUUUCUCGGUUCUUCUCCAGAGUAUUGUAUCAUUAUCAUUAUCAUUAUCAUUAUUAUUAUUAUCAUCACUAUUAUUGUUAUUAUUAUUAAACCGACCAAACUUCAUGUUCAAACCAAACCCCCUCAUCAUUUUUUUCUCUUUUCCACGCUCCUGUGAUAACUACUUCGAACUAGUCAAGCAAAAAAAGAAGAACCAACCCAACCGCAUAUUAUCUCGUGUGCGAGCAAUGUAGUAAUGCUUGAAUUUGCUUCCCAACUCUUUGAUUUUUCAAAUCCGGCAUGUGACGUGCCGAACCCCCUGGCUAUUGACAUUUCGCUAAACCUCACUAUUCUAAUUAGCAUUCCCGCCUAUUUCUCUGUUUUUCUCGCGUUCUCCAGGAAGACGAGCAAGAGCUUCAAAGUUUACAAACGAAAAUUGAUGGUUUCGGUGUUUUGCAACAUCUUUCUGGAGGCCUCGAUCGCUUUCCUCGUCAAACCGAUCGUCUACUACCCGGACAUCGCCGUGCGGGCCGGAGGCGUUAAAAUUCUCCGACACUCGCCCGCCGGCGCUUCUGUUCUACUGGUUCUGCUGGCCGAACUUGGUGAAUUGACAAUACUUGAAUAUCUAAAUGUUCUUUUUUCCCUUUCCAGCCAGUGUCUACAGUAUCUUCAUUCUCUUCAACUAUCGUCUGCGUGUUGUCGUCGAGCCGUGGCAGUACCUACAUCGCAUCAAAUUUUUGAAAGUCGUCAGCAUUUUCCGAAAACUAUUAUAUUCUUCCCUUUUUCUCGCCGUUUUUUCCGUCUAUUUCGUACUGAAACUAUCGCUGGAUCAACCGGACGUCAAGCUCAAACAUCCCGUUUGUUUAGUUCGGAGCCACGGCAUGCUGGAGCGUACGUUGCUGCAAAUGCGCUCAAUUGCGAAAAGCUCACUUGGCACGGCGCCAACCGCGUCGCAGCGCCCGUAACGCAUUUGAUUUCGGUAGAGCGCGCUUGCUCGUUUUGUGCGGCGAAAUCUAAAUUUAAAUUUCGUGCAUACGCUUCAGCUCGCCGUGGAACCGUCUUAAAACCAGUUGACUUCCCCGUUUCCCCCUUUCAGGUCCUAUCAAAUUUUCCCGAACUUUCGUGCAUCUCGUUCUUCGUCGUUCCGCGCCGUUCCGAUUCGGAAUCCACGUGGAUGCACAUGUUCGCAUUCAACGUCGUCGUCGCGCUCCCCAACUUUUUCUUUACUUGCCUCGGCUUCCUCAUCACCUACACCGUCAUCGAAACGCUUUCGAUUCUGCGGAAAGGCGCUCACAUCUCUUCAUUUUUCUAUCGAACGCACCGCGCGUUCCUGCGCAGUCUGGUCGUCCAGUUAUUGGUGCAUUUGACGAUGCUCGGCGGGCCAUCAAGCUGUUAUGUGGCCGCCACCUUCUUUAAUAUCGGACAUUCGAGUUGGGCGCCUCUUUUGGAAGCCGAUAAUACUAGUUCCUUUUCAGCGUACGCCUUGGUCUCAGUCAUCAUUGUUUCGCUGCACGGAUCGGUGCUCUCUCUACUGAUUAUAUGCCUGAACGAACCGUUGCGGAACAAUUUGAGUAGCUUUUUCAAGGCUUUCUACAGCGGUUCGCAUUUACGAUUAGUAAUUUUGUUUUUAUUUCUUGUAGUUUUCAGGACAGGAAGGUCUGUCGACCGUCUCCAGAACGAUCGAUUGA
This is a messenger RNA of Caenorhabditis sp. 36 PRJEB53466, 2962 nucleotides long. NCBI's taxonomy places the organism in Eukaryota, Metazoa, Nematoda, Chromadorea, Rhabditida, Rhabditidae. The record is from the annotation of a GenBank genome assembly.